This is a messenger RNA of Phycodurus eques (leafy seadragon), 2218 nucleotides long. RefSeq names its product BSD domain containing 1 (gene bsdc1). The record is from RefSeq and is a predicted model, not a curated record. The coding region runs from base 470 to 1762 and encodes 430 amino acids. Gene Ontology annotation, cellular component: cytoplasm. The transcript is spliced from 11 exons. NCBI's taxonomy places the organism in Eukaryota, Metazoa, Chordata, Actinopteri, Syngnathiformes, Syngnathidae.
GGGAGCUCGCAUAUUACUUUCACUAAACCACUUCACUUUUGAAAGUUGCUUUACCAAAUAGCUAUGAAUAUGUUAACCAAAACAUUAUAUGCAAAUAUAUUUACAACCUAUAAACUUGCGUCGCUAUUAUUAUUUUGUGAAACUGCCGUGCAGAAAUUACUUUGAUGUGUAACGGUCCGAAAUAAUGAAAGAAGUGCGUUUGUUUACAAAACAUAGCCUGACUCGCGUUAGCUUAGCUUGAAUGUGUUUGGUCUCCAGCAACAUUAAUCAGCACUUAUCGAACGGUUAAAUUGAAUUGUGCUUUAUGUCCACGUCUGAGAUGUUUUGCCAAACAAUAAUAGAGCACAGCGAAGCGUUUAUUUUGCUAGGCUGUUAGCCCAGUACUGUACCUCAACCCGUCACCAACCGUUAGCCAAUUUGUUGCAAGAUUUAAAGCAAGCAGAUUAAAUGAGGAGUUACACGAUCUCCAAUGACUUUACAGCAGGAACGUGAUUCUACAGAAGGAUGGUGGGGAGGCUGGCUUCAGCAAAGCUUCCAGGCCGUCAAAGACAAGUCAUCUGAGGCUUUAGAGUUUAUAAAGCGAGACUUGACGGAGUUCUCCACAGUGGUGCAGCAUGACACAGCGUGUUCAAUUGUGGCCACAGCUACUGCUGUCAAAAACAAGCUAGCGGUUGAAGGUUCAUCAGAGACCACUGAGAAGGUGAAGAAGAGCCUUUCUAGUUUUUUAGGAGUCAUAACAGACACACUCGCUCCGCCCCCUGAUAAAACCAUUGACUGCGAUGUUAUCACGUUGGUGGCAACACCAGCAGGAACUACAGAAGUGUACGACAGCUCAAAGGCACGCCUCUACAGUUUGCAGGCUGAUCCCGCCACAUAUUGCAAUGAGUCUGAUGGGCCCCCAGAGCAAUUUGACAACUGGCUAUCCAGCUUCAGUAUGGAGGAUAAGAAAGGAGAGAUCUCUGAGCUGUUGGUCACCAGUCCCUCAAUCCGAGCGCUUUACACAAAAAUGGUUCCAGCAGCGGUCGCCCAUUCUGAGUUCUGGCAGAGGUACUUCUACAAAGUUUUCCAGCUGGACCAGGAGGAGGCACGGCGAGUGGCGCUGAAGCAGAGAGCAGAACAGACUUCCCACACAGAGACCCUCGGCUGGGAAGAAGAGGAGGAGGAUGACUUUCUUGGUAGCACAUCCACAUCUCAGCUCAAUUUCACGCCCCCAUUGGACACGAACUCGACGCAGGGGCUUACACCCUCGAUGACCCCCACAGCAACCACACAGCUGAGUAGUAACACCCUGUCUCCGAGUGAAGAGCUUGACGCCACCCUCUCAAUUAGCAGCAACAGCGUCAGUCUGCCAACGCAGCUGGAGGUGCAGCCUGAGCCCGUCGUCACCGAGUUGGCAAAAAAGCUGACCGAGGUGACUGUGGACGAUGUUGCAGACGAGACGCAAAAGGUGCAGAAACCCGAGCAGACACAAACAGAAACUGGAAAACGGCCCGUGGUCACUGUGGAUAGGGUGACAUCACGGACCCCAAAGGUAGAGGCUGCAAAAGAGGAGGGACCCCAAGACCUGAGAGUGUUUGAGCUGAACUCGGACAGUGGCAAAUCUACACCUUCUAACAACGGAAAGAAAGGUUCAAGUACUGAUGUGAGCGAGGACUGGGAGAAAGACUUUGAUCUCGACAUGACAGAAGAAGAAGUUCAAAUGGCGCUCUCAAAAAUUGAAGCUUCUGGAGAGUUGGAAGAAGACUGGGAGAACUGGGAAUGAGAGCCUCUUCAGCGUCCACCAUUUCCCUGCUAUCCAAGCUCGUUCUCAGUGGAUGUAACAUGCGUUAAAUCUUUGUCCACAUUGUCGCCUUGUCAUAAUUGUCAGUUGGAGAUUUUCCACCUGGUUUUGGACCAGUUUGGCAAACCUGUUGUAAAUAGAGACAGAAUUUAGGUAGGCCUCUUAAGCGAGACAACGUGACAUAACACAGGCCCUGACUAUUUCUUAGUCUGUGCGAAAGACACUAGUUAUAGAUGGAGGCUGUAAUCAAGAUGUUUUGUCACAACGGGAGGAACAUCUUCCCCUUUAUUUUCUUGGUAUUACUAGUCCAUCAUGUAUCUUUUUGCUUGCUUAACUGCAGGCUAGAAAUAGCUUAUCAGUGCUGCUUGUCACUGUUGUGAGAGAAAAUACUACAGCAGUGAUUUUUGAUGAUUAUUAAAGAGAGAAUAAUUACGCCUA